Molecule: messenger RNA, 1273 nt
Organism: Patiria miniata (bat star)
Lineage: Eukaryota; Metazoa; Echinodermata; Asteroidea; Valvatida; Asterinidae
Exons: 5
Coding region: 23-1078 (351 amino acids)
Source: RefSeq, a predicted model, not a curated record
AAUACAUCCGGCGGGGUCAGAUAUGAGACAAGUGAAUAAUUAUUUUGUUCUUUGGUAUGCCAAUGCGCUCGUACAAGAAAAACACAAUGACUCGUAUGGUGGUGCAAACUGUUAUCCUCAUUAUUUCGAAUCGACACUCAGAAUGAACACUUGGAAUGCCCAGGUCCACAUGAUGAGGUUUCUGUUGUAUUGUCUUUUGCUACUUCUUACCGUCGGCAUGAGCAGUGGGGAUGACUCUGCAGAGCUACUCGCGGGUGAGUUCGUGCCUGCAAACGGUGCAGACCCACCCGGCGGUCUCCUCGUGAGUAGCAAAGAGGAAGAUGAUGACGAUGAUGAUGAAGGCCUUGAGGUGAAUUCAUCGGAAGAGGACCUCGUGGAUGGGCCUACAGGUAAACUCAAGGGCACAGGCGUGCCAAGGCCCGGAGAACUCGUAGGAAAUGGGGAACCACUAGUUUGCGGAGACACGUCCGAGGAGAACUCCCCCAAUGGUUGCGUGAGGGAAGAGGGACUGUGUGUUUUCCUAACCAACAAGAAAACAAAAUGGUAUUGCAGCCUCUGCUCCGUCGACAUGACGAGUAACCAUAUCCAGAAAAUAUUUCCUAAAAACGACAAAUGCAAAGAUAAGCCUUCCAAUGGCUGCAAGUAUCCUAACCCGGACGUAGUUCCUGUUACGCCAACACAAGUUGACACCAACACGCACGUGUGUGGGAAGAAAAGCGGUGCAUUCCAAUGGUACUGCAGUUACUGCUCCGUGGAGAAAAACAAUGCAAACUUCAGGCCGCGGAAAGCUUGUCGGCGAAAUAAUGCAAAAACAGAUACACUCUGCAUAGGCCAACCCCAAGAAGACAUCCCGUCCACUUCUCCACCGGACCUGCCGACCACCGAAGCUCCCACCACCAGUCCUCGCACCGUCUUCCCGCCCUUGCAACCCCUCUGCAUACCCGAUUCCCAAGGCACUUACUCCAAUUGCCCGUGUCCGACAGAUUACAAAGUUCCCAAGAUGAAUUUUGCCUUACCGGAUAUCGUGACGAGGUCGGGUAAGCCUUCUCCAAUACCCGACAGAGAAAACCCACAAUAGAAAACUGUACCAAAGAGAACCAAUCGUAUACUGUGACACGAACUAAUGGCUAAACUAAAUUUCUUCCAUUUAGAUAAUUUCUGAGAACGGAAGCACAUUAUAAGCUGCUUCUUGUGUGUGUGCGUUUACAAACACUGCCUUGUGGGGUACCGGAACAAUGGGAGGUACCCCACAAGGAAUGCCCACCGACUUGCG